Messenger RNA from Python bivittatus (Burmese python), 1752 nucleotides. Lineage: Eukaryota; Metazoa; Chordata; Lepidosauria; Squamata; Pythonidae. The record is from RefSeq and is a predicted model, not a curated record.
CUGGCAAUAAUCACAGAAUUUAGUUCUUUGAAAUGUCCAUCUUCAAAAUGGUGGGUAGGCUAGGAAAGGGCUGUCCUUUCUCCUAACUGUCUCCUCCUCCUCUGGCUGGCGAAACUAGGAGAAAUUAUGUAAAUAGGAAAAGUUUUGGAAUUACAUAGAACAUGAGAAAUCACACGUGGUAUGUCCCAGCAAUAAGGUGGCAAAAUACCUGUGAUCUAGAACAUCCAUGGAAGAGAAGAGUCACCUACUCCUUGUGCUUUGCUCCACAGAGUCCUCUGAACUCCAGCCUACUAAGCCAGUGUCCUUCUUCAAGGGUUUGAAGUUGGUGAUGAAACAUGGACCCUACAUCAAGCUGAUUGCGGCUUUCCUGUUCACCUCCCUAGGUUUCAUGCUCUUGGAAGGCAACUUUGCCUUGUUCUGCACAUACACCCUUGGAUUCCGCAAUGAGUUCCAGAACAUUCUGCUCGCCAUCAUGCUCUCAGCCACAUUGACCAUCCCCUUCUGGCAGUGGUUUCUUACUCGAUUUGGGAAGAAAACUGCUGUUUACACUGGCAUCUCGUCUGCUACGCCUUUCCUCAUCUUGGUUGUGAUUUUGAAAAGUAACCUCAUUGUUACCUAUGUGGUGGCCAUUGCAGCUGGAAUGAGUGUGGCGGCUGCUUUCCUCUUGCCUUGGUCUAUGUUGCCAGAUGUUGUUGAUGACUUCAACCUCCAGCAUCCAGAUUCCAGAGGCCACGAAGCUAUUUUCUUCUCUUUCUAUGUCUUCUUCACCAAGUUUGCUUCUGGAGUGUCUCUGGGGAUCUCCACCCUCAGUUUAGACUUUGCAGGAUACAAAACUCGAGGCUGCUCCCAACCAGAGGAGGUGAACCUGACCUUGAAAAUGCUUGUGUCUGCUGCGCCAGUGGUAUUGAUCGUCUUUGGGCUGCUCCUUUUUAAGCUGUACCCCAUUGAUGAGGAUAGGCGGAGAAAAAACAAGAAAGCUCUGCAGGAUUUAAGAGAUGAAGAGAGCAACAGUAGCACAGAGUCAGAUUCUACAGAAUUAGCCAGCAUUGUGUGACCCCAUCUUGUCUUGGUUUAUCCCCGGGAUCCUGAGAAGAUGGGACCGCCAUGACAUCUACUGUGAAGGAGGGACGCUGAUUUACUCCCAUGGGGGAGUACCUGUGAAGCCUUAAAGACUGCCCUGGAAAUCAAACAUUGGUCGACAUUGAGCCUGAAGUGGGAUCCGUGGAUCACUAGCUGUCAAACAUACUUGACCAUUUGGGCACUCUAAGAAGAUACCUCUAGUGAGAAUAAGCAUCAUCUCAGUGUGUCUUUUGCCAGAAUCAGUUCACAAAAUUCUCUUGAAUUAUGAUAUACUUUAGACAGAUGUAAUUUAUCACUAAUCUACCCAUUGAAUUGGUGCAAAUCUCUAAAGUACUGUUAAAUGUAUUUUGGUAUGUUUUUGUACUCAAUAUUGCAUUAUAUAUUAUAUUAUCAUGGACCCAGGUGGUGCUUUCUUGGUGUAUAUUACACCGGUGGGUUUGACCUUGCCAAAACAUGACUGUGUAUUGUUUUUUCCUGUAAAUAAGAUGCAACUAAAGAAGAACCAUCCUGUGGUGUCCUUGUUUAUAUAUAAAUAUAUAUUUGUAUAUAUCAAGAACCUAAUUAAAAUAACUUAAUGUUGUAUAUAUAAAGAUGUCAUGUUUUCCUAUUUGUAUAUGUGUGUACAGAAAGAAAACUGUGGAUCUGUUAAUAAUUUGCAUUAAAAUUGAAAAA